Neomonachus schauinslandi (Hawaiian monk seal) is the source of this 2062-nucleotide messenger RNA. RefSeq names its product SAS-6 centriolar assembly protein (gene SASS6). The transcript is spliced from 17 exons. The record is from RefSeq and is a predicted model, not a curated record. NCBI's taxonomy places the organism in Eukaryota, Metazoa, Chordata, Mammalia, Carnivora, Phocidae. Gene Ontology annotation, biological process: centriole replication. Gene Ontology annotation, cellular component: centrosome; centriole. The coding region runs from base 89 to 2062 and encodes 657 amino acids.
UUUUAGCAGGACCGGGACUCCUUUAGGCUAGUUCCGUGGGCUGGGCCUGCUGGACUUUUCCGCUUACUGGCAGGGGCAGCGGACCAACAUGAGCCAGGUUCUGUUCCAGGAGCUAGUCCCGCUGCAGGUGAAAUGCAAAGACUGUGAGGAGAGGAGAGUAAAUGUUAGAGUGAGCAUUGAACUACAAUCAGUUUCCAAUCCAGUUCACAGAAAGGAUUUAGUUAUCCGUCUGACUGAUGAUACUGAUCCAUUUUUUCUGUAUAACCUUGUUAUAUCUGAGGAAGAUUUUCAGAGCUUAAAAUUCCAGCAAGGCCUUUUGGUAGACUUCUUGGCUUUCCCACAAAAAUUUAUAGAUCUCCUUCAGCAAUGUACUCAAGAACAUGCCAAAGAAAUUCCAAGGUUUUUGCUACAGUUAGUUUCUCCAGCACCUAUUUUGGAUAACUUACCUGCCUUUUUAAAUGUGGUAGAGACAAAUCCUUUUAAGCAUCUUACACACCUCUCACUAAAACUUCUACCUGGAAAUGAUGUGGAAAUAAAGAAGUUUUUAGCUGGCUGUUUGAAAUGUAGCAAGGAAGAAAAAUUAUCAUUGAUGCAAUCACUAGAUGAUGUUACUAGGCAACUGAAUUUCACACAAAAGACAUUAUCAGAAAAAAUCCAAGAAUUAGAUAAGUUGCAGAAUGAAUGGGCAUCACACACAGCUGCAUUGUCAAAUAAACAUUCCCAGGAACUGACAAAUGAGAAAGAAAAGGCCUUGCAGGCACAGGUACAGUACCAACAGCAGCAUGAACAACAGAAAAAAGAUUUAGAAAUCCUCCAUCAACGAAACAUCCAGCAACUACAAAACAAAUUAUCUGAGUUGGAAGCAGCUAAUAAAGACCUAACCGAAAGGAAAUAUAAAGGAGACUCUACCAUCAGAGAACUUAAAACAAAACUGUCUAGUGUUGAAGAGGAGCUCCAGCGGGCUAAGCAAGAAGUCCUCUCUUUGCGAAGAGAGAAUUCUACACUAGAUGCCGAAUGCCACGAAAAAGAAAAGCGUAUUAAUCAGCUACAAACAAAAGUGGCUGUUUUAGAACAGGAAAUCAAGGAUAAGGACCAGCUUGUUUUAAGAACAAAAGAAGCAUUUGAUACAAUCCAGGAACAAAAGGUUGCCUUAGAAGAGAAUGGUGAGAAAAAUCAGGUACAACUAGGAAAACUUGAAGCUACGAUCAAAUCAUUAUCAGCGGAACUUCUUAAGGCAAAUGAAAUUAUCAAGAAGUUACAGGGGGAUCUGAAAACUUUAAUGGGUAAAUUAAAACUGAAGAAUACAGUCACUAUUCAGCAAGAGAAACUCUUGGCUGAGAAGGAAGACAAAUUACAAAAGGAACAAAAGGAAUUACAAGAUGUUGGACAGUCUCUCCGAAUUAAAGAGGAAGAGGUGUGCAAAUUACAAGAACAGUUAGAAGCUACUGUUCAAAAGCUUGAAGAAAGCAAACAACUUCUAAAAAAUAAUGAAAAGUUAAUCACAUGGCUAAAUAAAGAACUAAAUGAAAAUCAGCUAGUGAGAAAGCAAGAUGUAUUGGGACCUUCUACCACUCCACCUGUACAUUCUAGCAGCAACAUAAUCAGAAGUGGGAUUUCUCCUAACUCUAAUGUGGUUGAUGGUAGACUGACUUACCCAACUUGUGGGAUUGGUUAUCCUGUCUCCUCUGCAUUUGCAUUCCAGAAUACCUUUCCUCAUCCUAUAUCUACCAAAAAUACCAUCCACCCAAUUUCAGGACCAAAGGUUCAGUUUAACUUGCAGUUUACAAAACCAAAUACAUCACUAGGAGAUGUUCAGUCAGGAACAACUAUUAGUAUGCCUUGCUCAAUUGAUAAGGAAAAUGGUGCAAAUUUAGGGCUGGAAUCCAAAUACCUGAAGAAAAGGGAAGAUAGCAUUCCUUUACGCGGGCUCAGCCAAAACCUGUUCAAUAAUCCAGACCAUCAAAAAGAUGGCACUUUAGGAGCAUUACAGACAUCUUCCAAACCCGCAGUGCUCCCUUCUGCAUCUUCAGCGUAUUUCCCUGGGCAGUUAACAAACAGUUAG